Molecule: messenger RNA, 4855 nt
Organism: Chinchilla lanigera (long-tailed chinchilla)
Lineage: Eukaryota; Metazoa; Chordata; Mammalia; Rodentia; Chinchillidae
Gene: Arhgef6
Product: Rac/Cdc42 guanine nucleotide exchange factor (GEF) 6
Exons: 22
Coding region: 309-2627 (772 amino acids)
Biological process (GO): intracellular signal transduction
Molecular function (GO): guanyl-nucleotide exchange factor activity; protein binding
Source: RefSeq, a predicted model, not a curated record
GUACGUUUCUUCUUCCUUUUUUACCCUAAUAAAUUUGUUUUGCAGGUUUUACAAAAGAAAACCAGCGUCAUCCAGGAUUUCACAUUAAUCUUUAUCUGUUUCCACAUCUCUGUGUGAUCUCUGUGGUUUUAAAAUCCCACGUUUCCAGCGCAUUCCACUAUUGUCUAAGAAAAGUUGUUUUAAACCUUUGCUCUGCAAGCACCAGAGGAGAACUCAUAAAAAGGAAGACAACAGCAGAUGCAAUCACGGAUGUGGCUUAGUCCUUGCAGCGGCCCCAGAGAGCUGUUCAGAGUGUACCAUCCGCAGUAAUGAAUCCAGAAGAGCGAAUUGUGACAUGGCUUAUAUCUCUUGGCGUUUUGGAUUCUCCAAAAAAGACCAUCUGCGAUCCGGAGGAGUUCUUGAAGUCCUCGCUGAAAAAUGGGGUAGUGCUAUGCAAACUGAUCAACAGACUUAUGCCUGGCUCGGUGGAAAAGUACUGUCUGGAGCCCCAAACGGAAGCCAGCUGCAUCAGCAACAUCAAUGAGUUCCUGAAAGGAUGCGCACCCCUUCAAGUGGAGGUCUUUGAUCCCGAUGAUCUUUACUCAGGGGUCAAUUUCUCCAAAGUUCUCACUACUCUUUUAGCUGUCAACAAAGCAACAGAAGAUCAGCUAUCAGAAAGACCAUGUGGACAUUCCUCUUCUCUUAGUGCUCCUAAUAGUUCUCAGACAAGCCCACAGGGAGCAGUUUCUAGCGCAGCUCCAGGGCCGCAAAAGCAGGCAAAGCCAGUGGAGAUGACGGAAAAUGGAAGUCAUCAGUUGAUAGUGAAGGCAAGAUUCAACUUCAAGCAGACUAAUGAAGACGAACUGUCAGUCUGCAAAGGGGACAUCAUUUAUGUUACUCGCAUUGAGGAAGGAGGCUGGUGGGAAGGCACACUCAAUGGGAGAACAGGCUGGUUCCCUAGUAAUUAUGUCCGAGAAAUCAAAUCCAGUGAGAGACCCCUCUCCCCCAAGGCUGUCAAAGGAUUUGAAACUGCUCCACUUACCAAGAAUUAUUAUACUGUGGUGUUACAGAGCAUCUUGGAUACUGAAAAAGAGUAUGCUAAAGAACUUCAGUCUCUUCUUGUAACUUACUUAAGGCCACUGCAAUCCAAUAACAAUCUGAGUACUGUGGAGUUUACAUCUCUCCUGGGAAACUUCGAGGAAAUAUGUACAUUUCAACAGACACUCUGCCAAGCUUUGGAAGAAUGUUCAAAGUUUCCAGAAAAUCAACACAAAGUGGGAGGUUGUCUACUGAAUCUCAUGCCUCACUUUAAAUCGAUGUAUCUGGCUUACUGUGCAAAUCAUCCUUCAGCUGUAAAUGUGCUCACCCAGCACAGUGAUGAGCUGGAACAGUUUAUGGAAAGCCAAGGUGCAUCCAGCCCAGGUAUCCUCAUUUUAACCACAAGUCUCAGCAAACCAUUCAUGCGACUAGAGAAGUACGUUACUCUCUUGCAAGAGCUGGAACGGCAUAUGGAGGAUACUCAUCCAGAUCAUCAGGAUGUUCUGAAAGCAAUCGUAGCUUUCAAAACUCUCAUGGGGCAGUGCCAAGAUCUGAGAAAGAGAAAACAGCUGGAGUUGCAGAUACUUUCCGAUCCUAUUCAGGCAUGGGAAGGGGAGGAUAUUAAAACCUUGGGAAACGUGAUCUUUAUGUCACAAGUAAUGGUGCAGUAUGGAACAUCUGAGGACAAAGAGGAACGGUACCUUAUGUUGUUUUCAAAUGUCCUGAUAAUGUUAUCUGCAAGUCCUCGGAUGAGUGGCUUCAUCUAUCAGGGAAAAAUACCAAUAGCAGGAAUGGUGGUGACUAGAUUAGAUGAAAUUGAAGGGAAUGACUGCACAUUUGAAAUCACAGGUAGCAUAGUAGAGAGGAUUGUGGUCCACUGCAAUAACAACCAGGACUUCCAGGAGUGGUUGGAGCAGCUGAGCAGGCUGACCAGAGGGCCUGCAUCUUGCAGUUCAUUAUCCAAAACAUCGUCAUCAUCAUGCAGUGCUCAUUCCUCUUUUAGCUCUACUGGACUGCCCCGAGGACCCUUGGAGCCUCCUCAAAUUAUAAAACCGUGGAGUUUAAGUUGUCUACGACCUGCACCUCCACUUAGACCAUCAGCAGCACUAGGUUAUAAAGAGAGGAUGUCUUAUAUCUUAAAGGAGUCCAGUAAAAGCCCCAAAACAAUGAAGAAGUUUCUUCAUAAAAGAAAGACUGAGAGAAAACCAUCAGAAGAGGAAUAUGUGAUUAGGAAAAGUACAGCUGCUCUGGAGGAGGAUGCCCAGAUUCUUAAGGUGAUUGAAGCCUACUGCACCAGUGCCAAUAUUCAACAAGGUGCUCGGAAAGAUUCGGUUCCACAAGUCUUACUCCCCGAGGAAGAGAAACUCAUCAUCGAAGAAACUAGAAGCAACGGCCAGACCAUCAUCGAGGAAAAGAGCCUUGUCGAUACUGUUUACGCCUUGAAGGAUGAGGUCAAAGAACUGAAGCAGGAGAAUAAAAGAAUGAAGCAAUGCCUGGAAGAAGAACUGAAGUCAAGAAGGGACCUGGAAAAGCUGGUCCGAAGGCUGUUGAAGCAAACAGAUGAGUGCAUUCGAGCUGAAUCCAGUAGCAAGACCUCAGUUCUCCCAUAACCACCACUGUGCAGCUGGGCAGAGCGUGCCUUCAGCGUGUCUUGAAAUGUCUGGCUCAAUGACUUGAUUCAGUUCUCACUUCUUUGGCUUUUGCUUUGUGUUUGAGUCUCUAUCUCUUUCUGUGUGUGAGUGUGUGUGUGUGUGUGUAUGUGUGUGUGUACACAGUGUGUGUGUGUUUACUUGGCUAUUUGUUAUUUUUUGGUUAUGAGUUAGUUGGUUAUUUUUGCAACAGGAAAAAGCAGAGAGUGGUGAUAAUCAUGGCCCCAGAGUCUUCUCCAUUCAAUAAGAAAAGGAAAGCUAGUACAGGCGGAUGACUUCACUGUUCUUCAGACAGCCUUCAUUUCACAGUGCCUCUGCAAUAGCCCUGCCACUGACUCACACUUAUUGAUCUGGCAGCUAUCUCAGAGCAGCUAACCAUGGCGUAUUAGAUACGGACCUGACUUUCCUGUGAAUACUUUGCUGUACAGCUACCCUCAGUACUUAAUUUACUGAAGGUAAAUCUUCCUGAGUUUUGACCAGAGAAGGUGAAAGACUAGCACAUUGCCCAAUGAUCUAGCUUCCCUUCCCUAGUCUGAGACAUGCCACCCUUCAAUCACAUUUUUGUUCUUACUGCCCUAUAUUGCCUGUAAGAUCAAGAAAACUGUAGUAGUUGUAUUCCUUCUAUGCUGGUGUACAUUUUAACUCAGUGGCACAGAAGCUGUGAUCACUCACACCAACAGCAAACCCAUUGGCAAAUUGCAUUGGGCAAUCCUCCUUUCAGCGGCAGAGUUGACCAGCUCUUCCCAGUGCAUGAUAGGUCUUCUUCCCUACCUUUCUGCCUCAUGUGUAAGUUUUCUAUUCCCCAGUGCUUUUAGCCUGGCAUACCAAGUGGUGUGUAAAAUGGUAUGUAUGUGUUUGUGCUUACUUUUUUAAAAAUGUAGUUAGACUGUGAGUAGUUAACUUUGCAUAUUCAAACUGUGACUUUUCACCCUACAAAAGAGUCUGUAUUGAGAAGAUAUUGUGCACCAUGAGAAGCUGUAAUAAUCAUUGCCCCCUUUUGAACAGGACGCCAAGCAUUAUUUGCUGACACAUGCUGUUGGUCCAGUUUGUAUAACCAGAAUGAAGGGGCUCCACUAGUAGCUGCGCUGGUUACUAAUCUGAUUACGUGGAAAUGCUUUAUGCAAGUUGCUUAUUGAAGCAAACCACAGGUGUAAAUAUCCCAGAAGUUAGAACUGAGAAAGCAGGUUUCGAAGAGAGUCACAGAACAGUGCAGAUCCAAAUUCAGCACAACUCAAAGUUGACCCAAGGCUCUGGGACACUCCACUUCCCCUGAAGACAGAGGGCAUUUAGCUAGAUUGGGAAGAUCAUUGAAAAGAGGCAAAAGGCCAAGAGGCUGAUGGAAGUUGUCCUGCAAAUACGUUUGAUAGGUGCCUGUAAAUGUUGGUUUUGCCCAUGUUGUUAAGAAACCAAACUUGAAACUUAAGACCUCCAGCUUGCUGAGAGCCCUUUUUCUUUCUGGUACUGAAGGUCUCAGGGUUCCCUAGAUUCAUGGUACAGAGCUGUUGCCUGCGUGGUGAGCAGUAGAAGCAGCAGCUUGCUUAGACAACAGUGGACUCUUCCUGCAGUACAACUUCAGCCAAUCACACUCAGCCAUUCUUGGAAGCUCAAGAGUGACGAUUUCUAGGAACGGCUGUUGUUCUGUUUUGAAGUACUGAAAUUUAGCUAUGACAUCUUGUAUCUAAAAAUUAAAAACACCAACAGUAAUUACCUAGAUGUUCACAUCUGCCCUGUCUGUGGUUAGUCAAUGGCUUACAAUAAAUGUGCGUACUAUAGCUAUAGGAAACACUUUUGUGAUUACAAAAUACUUUAGUUGAUUGCUUACAAUAUUGAAAGAUCUUUAUUUUAAAGUAAUGUGUACAUAUGCAUGUUCUUGGGACUUGGCCUUCCUGCUGAGAGGCCCUGGGUACUCUGGGUAAUGAGGCUUGUGCGCUUAUACACUAAACAAUAAUAUAAAGGAAAUGAAGCCAUGUUAAUCCGAGAGCAGUGUCUCAUAGUUGUGUUGUUUACAAUACUCUACAAAUGGAUUCCUGUUACUCUGUAAUUAAGUUGCCGCCCUUAGAGGCCUUUCAGUUUCUUCUCUGUCAUACCCCUUCUUACACAAACCCAAAUUUUCUAACUUGUUUUUAUUUUCAAAACUUUUAAAAUUGACAUUUUCAAUAAAUAAGAAUAAACAGUGCUUUAUAAAAUAA